Physella acuta is the source of this 345-nucleotide messenger RNA. RefSeq lists its product as uncharacterized. The record is from RefSeq and is a predicted model, not a curated record. Lineage: Eukaryota; Metazoa; Mollusca; Gastropoda; Physidae.
AUGAAUGGACUUAAAGCUUUAAUUUUUAUUUCUGUUGUCGCCUGUGCUGUGUCGGCGCCAUCUUCCUCAUAUGACACACUUGAGACCAACCACGGACCGUAUCCUUCAGACUUUUCUUGCAUAGAUUUCACAGAUGACUACGCAUGCGCAGGGAUCCAUGACGGUGACUACCCGCUGUGCACUUUUUGUCAGUAUGGCUACUAUGCUACGUGCUCAAACCAAAUCCUGCACAUCAGGCCGUGCCCUGAUGCCUACUACCAAGGAAACGCCUUCGUCAGCAAGAUGGUCUUCAACUCCAAAACACGAGAUUGUCAGAAAUUUGCGCCUAAUUGUCCAAGAUAUUAA